Molecule: messenger RNA, 588 nt
Organism: Miscanthus lutarioriparius
Lineage: Eukaryota; Viridiplantae; Streptophyta; Magnoliopsida; Poales; Poaceae
Source: the annotation of a GenBank genome assembly
AUGGGCGUGGGGGACGGCGAGGUCGCUGCGAGCAAAGAGAAGGGCAGCGGCGGCGGCGGCGCCGGAGGGGGCGGUGUCGAGCGGACGUCGCUGGACGGCGUGCGGGAUAAGAACGUGAUGCAGCUCAAGAAGCUUAAUACGGCGCUCUUCCCUGUCCGCUACACCGAAAAAUACUACCAGGACGCCAUCGCCUCCAAGGAUUUCUCCAAACUAGCUUACUACAACGAUAUUUGUGUUGGCACGAUAGCUUGUCGCCUGGAGAAGAAGGAAGGAGGGGCAGUCCGAGUUUACAUCAUGACCUUGGGUGUACUGGCACCUUAUCGUGGUCUUGGUAUAGGUCAUCGUAUAAGCUGUUUAGUUGGCACUAUUAUUGUUAAAGUGAUACCUUCUAUUUUGCCAUUAAUCGUGUACUUUCUUUUUAAGCCCCGGUCUAGAGCCCAUAAGAAGCUAAAAGUUCAACGUGAUGUGUUCUUAGAAAUCCUUAAUGUGCACAAGAAAACAUCAGGAAAUCUUGAAUCUGGUAUUCCUUGGGCAACUUCUGUUAGCUACCUGUACUGUUACUUGCUCCUGAAGAUGGAUGCUAGUUGA